UUCUUUUACUUUCCACUUUUUCCAUGCCUCCAUAAAAGCAAACGUCAGUUUCUUCAACUUUGGGAAUGCAAUUGUUGUUGUUGUUGUUCCCAAAAAUUCAUGACCCACAUACUUGAAGGAAACCAUUCCCCAAAUGUCAAGCCCCUCCAGCUGAGGUAGUUUUCCCAAGGAAGGCAAAUGGGUGCACUUUAUACUACCUUCCAGCUUAAGUGUUGUCAAUUGGGAUAGUGAUGUGGUCAACUAAUUGGGGAAUUUGAUGUCAUUGGAAUGGUAUAUGCCUAAAGAUUUCAGGUCUUGAUGGGGUUGUAGGGCUUCAGCCACGAUCUUCAUCCCCUCUGCUGCUUCUUCCUUAUCUGUAUAGAAAUUCAAAUAUGGAGGUGCUUCUUUUUCUUUAAUUCUGCUUUCUCUGCCGCCCUUGCGUCCCUCACAUUACCCAAUCCACUUAUUGCAAGAUGCCCACAAAGAUUGUUCAAGUUUGGCAGGUCUCCCACUUUGAGUGAAUUAUCAUCAUCGUCAUCACCCACAACAGCAAUCUCUGCCAAUGUUCGAAGUGAACUUAAUCUGCCAAUUCCUUUGGGCAACACCCUUAUAAGAGUGCUGUCUGUUUUAAGAUGUCUCAAGUUUAUCAGUUUUCCCAGCCCUUGAGGCAGAUUCUCAAGACGCCAACACUUACUAAGUGUCAAGGUUUGCAAAUUACAUAAAUUGCACAUAGCUUUUGGCAAUUCUUUCAACCAAGCAUUAUCCGACAAGUUAAGAUACCUGAGAUGUAUCAGUUGUGCUAUCUCCCUGGGAAGUUCUUCAAUUGAGUUGUUGGCCAAUUCUAAUGUUCUAAGAGAUUGCAAACAUUGGAAUAUAUUAGGUAGCCCUUUACGAAUGUGUAAGUUGCCUCGAGAAAUAACUAAGAUAGUCUGUAGAUUCUCUAUAUUGAAAAUAGAGACAGGAAAGGGGCUGUUAAAUGAAAAUACUAUACUUGAAUGACGACCCAUUUUAUAGAAUGAUUCUAACCUCAGAUCUUUUCCAUUAUCAACCUCCAUGAUAAAACAUUCAUUUUUUGUCAAAAAUUGGGCGAAGUCAUGCACUAUAUCAUGCAUCUUACACUCUAUUAUAUUUCCAUCAUUGUCUUUUACAAAAUCUUGGAAAAGAAAGCGCAUUGCUAAGCUUUCAAAGUACUCACGACCUAUGGUCUCCAUCUCUUUACUUUUAGAGCUGAGGUAACUCUGGGCCAUCCACAACUUGAUCAAAUUAUCCCGCUUUAUGACAUGAUCUUUUGGAAACAGUGCACAAUAUGAGAAACAACAUUUCAUUGCAGAAGAUAAAUCAUAGUAACUCAGUAAUAAAGCAGGGGAAAGAUCUCUUUCAAACACUUCCAGUUGCCAUACAUCAUUAUUCAAAACAUUUACCCAGUCUUCUUUCCUCUCUUUUAAAUGCAGGAGACUCCCCAAAGUUUUUGCAGCAAGAGGCAAGCCCUUGCACUUGUCUGCUAUUUUUUGGCCAAUUUCUUCUAAUUCUUCAAUACCUUUCUUAGUUCUACCAAAAAAAAUGAUCUUACUGAACAAUGACAGCAUUGCUUCUUAGACAAUUCUUCGAGUGGGUGUGUGUAGGUAGUUCCUAUCAUUCUAGCCACUCCCAUUUUAUGGGUGGUCACCAAAAUUCUGCUCUCUGGUGCUCAACACUUGAGACAAUUCACCAGCUCCCAAAUCUGGUAGUUUUCAUUCCACACAUCAUCCGAUACAAGGAGGAACUUCUUUCUUGCAAUAGAGUUUUGAAUUUCUUGUUGUACAAUUUCAAGUUCAUGGAGACGACUAGAAGUUUUUCUUUCAAGUGCUUCAAGUAUUGCCCUUGAAAUCCUCAUUGCGUCAAAAGGGUCUGACACGCAUACCCAAAUCCUUUUGUCAAAAUGGGAACACACCUUAACAUCAUUGUAGGCUAGUUGGGCAAGCGUUGUCUUUCCAAUACCUCCCAAACCUACGAUUGAGAUCAUAUGGAGAUCCAAUGUUUUUUACUACUGCCACACAACAAUUUGCUUAUUAUGAUAUCCUUAUCCUCGCCUCGACCUUGUACCUCUGGUACAUCAAUAAAAGAGGUAGUUUUUGGUCUCUCAGGCUCUUCCAUGCCUGAAAUAAAAUUAAAAUUAUACCUAUCUUUCUCCUGGGCAAUCACAUCUAGUCUUCUAUUGAUUUCUCCUCUCUUAAGAGCGAUGUCAUGACAUAGGUGGAUACCACGAAAAGAAAAACAAGGGAAAGGGAUACAGCUGCACACCUUCUUCUUGUGAGUGAGAGCAUUGUCAACUCCCUGAAUUUGGACUUUGAGAAUUGAUGAGCUCCAUUCAUCCAGCACGUUGUCCAUGUCAUAUGCCAAUCCUUUGAGAUCUUCUAGCCAAAUUUUUACAGCUUCAUCCUUAACUUGUCUCUUCUCUGCAUCCAGAAGAACUGCUCGGAUGUUCCUAAGUGUGUUGGUGAGCUUUUGGACGUCAUUUUCAGCACCCACAAGCAAUCUCAACUCUUGUUGAAUCUGCCGUUGGAUUACUAAAGCCAACCACUCCAAGACAAUGGAAACAAGGGCAUCAGCCAUGUUGUGUGAUGAAUUGGGCAGAAUUGAGAAAUGAAUGAUGGACAUAAAAGUUGCAGCUCAUGUCCUCAUUUGUAGCUGCAAUCAUGUAGUUGAGUUCAUAGAAAAAUGGCCCAACCACCAAGUUGACUUCAAGGGGACGAGUCUUUUUCCUUUUUCUCAAAGUGUUUAUAAUAUGAGCAUUAGUUUAUUUCAAUUAUUUCUCAAUUUCAAUUUCAAUUUUUCUAAAUUUUAUUCUUAGAAGAUUCAUAUGGUUAUCGUGUUUGCUGAUAAUUGUUUUGUUUUAUUUUUUAAUUUUAGUUUCAUUUUUGUCUUUCUUCUUGGUGUGUGGCAAUGACAAUCUUGAAGAUAAUAUUUCCCUGGGUCAUGUUUGUAGCUCCUUUCUUUUGCUUCUAGUUUUUUUUCCAUUUUCUCUUUCUCAACUCAGGAACCAAACAUGACUUAAAUAUUCACCUUCAGAUUUGUUUUUACCCUCAUUGCUUGGGGAGGUUGGAGUCCUCAUUGUUUGUUUUAGUUCAGGAAAAUGGAUGACAACAACCCAACAAACAAGGUUUGCUUUCUUUGCCAACUCAGACCAGAUCAUCCUUAGCAGGUGAGUACUUAAAUAAAUACAUAAGCAAAAUAAUAAGUGGGUAACAUCUAUUCCCCUUAAUACUCUUUGUUGUUUUUUUUCUUUUAAUUAAUAUAAGCACACUUAAUGUAAACAUCUAUUCCCCUAUUUGUUUAGUUGUAUACCAAUUUAUUACUUGUAACAAAAUUACUUUUUCAAAUGCUAAUUCAUUAGUCCACUUUCCUUAUUUAAAUUAUUUUAGGCAUAAAGAUGGCCAAACUAUCAUUUUUUUUUUAAGUUAAAUUGGGUUAAAAUAAUUAUUUAAUUAAUAUUGAAAGAAAAUUUUGUAACCCUAGCAUAUGAAAUUACUUGGAAAAUGAUGAAUAAAUAUUCCCUGAAUUAAUUUCAAAUUAAAUUCUUUGUUAAUAACUUUUAGUAUGUCCUUUAGAUUAAUUAUUUAUUAAGAGCAAACAAUCUCAUGUACAUGUUCAAAAAAAUAAAAUUGAUUAUAUUAAUAAAUAUAAAAUAUAACAUGAAAGAAUCAUCUAACAAUAUACUAAAAGGAAAAUUAUGCAACCAUACAUCGCCAAAAAUUAAAUAUGCUUUUAGGAACUUUGUUUUUACCUUUUUAAUUGUAAUGUGUAGAAAAUUGUAAGCGGUCUCCUAACUAUUGAAUAAUUCAUUAAUUACGAGAAAUGGUACAAUAAUCCACUAACUAUGAGAAAAGUACGCUGUUUUACCAUGAUGAUCAAUUAGGAGAGUUUCAAACCUUUUAAACAUUCCAAAAUGAUUUUUUACUUUAAAAAAAAAAAAAAAAAACUUUGAACAAUCAUUUUAAAUGAUGCCCCUGAUCUUUUGAACAGUCUCUCCCAUUUGACAUGUUUUGCCAAAUUUUCAAAUGCCUUUUUAGUACCUUUUUCAUGUAAUUGUGAUUCCAAAAGUUUUAUCAACUUUAAAUGCAUAGAAGGAAAUUUAACAUAGUGAAGCCAGUUUAACAUAGAGGGCAUGUUGUCGGUGGAGCCGCGUCAAAAAUUUAACAUAGAAGGAAAUUUCUUGGCAACUUCCUGCCUCUUAAGUCUAUAAUGGUGGGGCCAGUUUGAGACCCUUAGCGAAGGAAAAGUCUUGGCAACUUCGUGCCUUUUAAGGGUGAAGUAAUACCAGAAUUAUUUAGAUGACCAUUCAGAAUAUAUAUAUUUAUGUUUUGUGGUAUGGUCUUCUUCCUCUCUGAUUGGUUUUCUGUGCGAAGUAGUUCCAGAUUGAAGGGAGACAAUCCGUAUGUUUGAUAUGAUUAAUUGAAGUUAGAAUUUCCUUGAAUAAUAAGUUGAAUGCCUCAGAAAUUUUAUUCCAUUAUUAGCCUCAAUCAUGCAUAUCAAGCAAGCCUUGAUGAUUCAAAUAAAGUAAGCCCCACUAGCCUCAAAUAAUACAAACCGUAUAAAGCAAAGCUCCAAAAGGCUCAACAAUAAUUCAAAUAAAGUAGCUCCUAAAGCCUCAAUAAUGCAUCCCUCUGGCCCCACCGCUUUCAAAAGGAUAGACCAUAAUUAAAGUAUUAAACUCACUAAAGCUGCAGAUCUGAUCUCUUCAUCAUUCAUCCUCCAUUCCUCUUCAUUCAUCAAUCCCACCUUCUUCACCCUCCCCAUGGCUGAUGCCCUCGUUUCUAUUGUGCUGGAACGCUUGACUUCGGUUGUUGAACAGCAGAUUCAUGAACAAGUUUCUCUGGUUCAGGGUGUUAAAUCAGAAAUCCAAAGCCUCAAAAAGACACUCCGCUCCGUCCGAGAUGUUCUUGAAGAUGCCGAGAGGAGACAAGUGAAGGACAAAUCUGUCCAAGGUUGGUUGGAGAGUCUCAAAGACAUGGCCUACGAAAUGGAGGACGUGCUGGAUGAGUGGAGCAUUGCUAUUCUUCAAUUCCAGAUGGAGGGAGUUGAAAAUGCUUCCACGUCUAAGAAGAAGGUAAGCUUCUGUAUGCCCUCCCCUUGCAUCUGUUUCAAGCAAGUUGCUUCUCGUCGUGACAUUGCUCUUAAGAUUAAGGGCAUUAAACAACAACUAGAUGAUAUUGAAAGGGAGAGAAUUAGAUUUAAUUUUGUCUCUAGUAGGAGUGAGGAGCGACCACAGCGACUUAUAACUACCUCUGCAAUUGAUAUUUCAGAGGUGUACGGUCGGGAUAUGGAUAAAAAAAUCAUAUUAGACCAUUUGUUGGGUAAGAUGUGUCAAGAGAAAUCUGGCCUCUACAUCGUCUCCAUAGUUGGGACGGGAGGCAUGGGCAAAACAACUCUUGCUCAAUUAGCCUACAGCCAUUCAGAGGUGAAGGUCCAUUUUGAUGAGAGAAUAUGGGUCUGUGUUUCUGAUCCUUAUGACCCAAUCAGAGUUUGUAGGGCUAUUGUUGAAGCCCUCCAAAAAAAGCCUUGUCAUCUCCAUGAUUUGGAAGCUGUACAACAAGAAAUUCAAACAUGUAUUGCCGGACAGAAAUUCCUUCUUGUGCUAGAUGAUGUGUGGACUGAAGACAAUCAAUUGUGGGAACAACUGAAGAACACCCUCCACUGCGGAGCAGCAGGGAGUAGAAUUCUGGCGACCACACGCAAAGAGAGUGUUGUUAAGAUGAUGAGAGCUACGUACAAGCAUCCCUUGGGGGAGCUGUCUUCGGAGCAAUCUCGGGCAUUAUUCCAUCAAAUAGCUUUCUAUGAAAGGAGUACUUGGGAGAAAGAGGAAGAAUUAAAAGAAAUUGGUGAGAAAAUAGCAGACAAAUGCAAGGGCUUGCCCCUCGCUAUAAAAACUUUAGGGAAUCUCUUGCGCAUAAAAAAUAGCGAGGAAGAAUGGAAGAACGUAUUGAAUAGUGAAGUAUGGCAGCUAGAUGAGUUUGAGAGAGAUAUUUCCCCUGCUUUGUUGUUGAGUUAUUAUGAUCUGCCCCCUGCAAUUCAACGCUGCUUCUCAUUUUGUGCUGUUUUUCCAAAAGACUCGGUUAUUGAGAGAGAUGAGCUGAUCAAGUUGUGGAUGGCACAAAGCUAUCUCAAAUCUGAUGGGAGUAAAGAGAUGGAGAUGGUUGGGAGAACGUACUUUGAAUAUUUAGCUGCUCGGUCUUUCUUCCAAGAUUUUGAAAAAGAUGAUGAUGGUAAUAUAAUACAUUGUAAGAUGCAUGAUAUAGUUCAUGAUUUUGCUCAAUUUUUGACUCUGAAUGAAUGCUUUAUUGUGGAGGUUGACAACCAAAAAAAGGGGAGUAUGGACUUAUUCUUCCAAAAGAUUCGUCAUGCCACCUUAGUUGUCCGAGAGAGUACCCCUAAUUUCGCCUCCACUUGUAACAUGAAGAAUCUUCACACCCUCUUGGCUAAGAGAGCAUUCGAUUCAAGAGUUCUUGAAGCCUUAGGGCAUUUGACAUGUCUCAGGGCAUUGGAUUUGAGAAGCAAUCAGUUGAUUGAGGAACUUCCUAAGGAGGUAGGAAAAUUGAUACAUUUAAGAUACCUUAAUCUAUCAUACUGUGAUAGUUUGAGAGAGUUGCCUGAAACAAUUUGUGAUUUAUAUAAUUUGCAAACCUUAAAUAUUCAAGCAUGUUCCCGUCUUCAGAAACUACCACAGGCAAUGGGUAAACUAAUUAAUUUGAGGCAUCUUGAAAAUUAUGAUGCUGAUGAUUUGCAGGGCUUGCCAAAAGGAAUUGGAAGAUUAAGCUCUCUUCAGACACUGGAUGUUUUCAUUGUGAGUAGUCAUGGCAAUGAUGAAUGCCAAAUAGAAGACCUGAGAAACUUGAACAACCUAAGAGGACGUCUUUCCAUUCAAGGGUUGGAUGAAGUGAAAGAUGCAGGGGAGGCAGAAAAAGCAGAAUUGCAGAAUAGGGUACACCUCCAACGUUUGACAUUGGAAUUUGGUGGAGAGGAGGGGACAAAGGGUGUGGCUGAAGCUCUACAACCCCAUCCAAACUUGAAAUUUCUAUGUAUAAUCCGUUAUGGUGAUAGAGAGUGGCCCAAUUGGAUGAUGGGUUCAUCAUUAGCUCAACUGAAAAUACUUCACCUCCGGUUUUGCAUAAGAUGUCCAUGUUUGCCUCCUUUGGGGCAACUGCCUGUCCUCGAGGAGCUGGGGAUAUGCUUUAUGUAUGGUCUGAAAUACAUAGGUAGUGAGUUUUUGGGAUCAUCAUCAACAGUAUUCCCAAAGCUGAAGGGAUUGUAUAUUUAUGGUUUGGAUGAAUUGAAGCAAUGGGAAAUAAAAGAAAAAGAAGAGAGGUCAAUAAUGCCAUGUCUCAAUGCCUUGAGGGCGCAACACUGCCCAAAGCUGGAGGGACUGCCGGACCACGUGCUCCAGAGGGCACCAUUGCAGAAAUUGAACAUCAAAUAUUCUCCUGUUCUGGAACGACGCUAUCGAAAGGAUAUUGGAGAGGAUGGGCACAAAAUAUCUCAUAUCCCAGAAGUCGAAUAUUCACGGGACUGAAUGGUCAUCACGCUUCACCUCAUGUCGCUCUGGUUACAGAGAAGCAAGUUCAAAUAAAGAGGAGAAAAUUCCCAACACCUAUGUAUUGUGAAGUUGCCUAUGAAUCAAUUUCAAAUUGGUGAUUUGUAAAUUCUUUUUCUCUUUUUCUUUUCCCCUUUUAUUUGUUUGCCUAUAUAUCUAAGAAUGUGUAAACUUCAACGUUAUUGUUUGGAUUUAUUUCCUACAACAUAAAUGGUUUGCGAAUGAUGGGAACUUGCAUGCAUGAUGUUUCUUCUGAUUUGUUGUAAGGACAUAUCUAUUGUUAACCUAAUGGAUGAAGUGGGUUACUUCUGAUUUGUUUUA
Molecule: messenger RNA, 7867 nt
Organism: Vitis vinifera (wine grape)
Lineage: Eukaryota; Viridiplantae; Streptophyta; Magnoliopsida; Vitales; Vitaceae
Product: disease resistance protein RGA2
Exons: 3
Coding region: 4754-7525 (923 amino acids)
Biological process (GO): defense response to other organism
Molecular function (GO): protein binding; ADP binding
Source: RefSeq, a predicted model, not a curated record